UUCCAACGAUUUUGUAUUUUGUAGACCUCUGGCGAUAUCCCGUUCUGAAAUAGGCUCAAUCGAUAUAUAAACGAUAGUAUUUCAUUAUUUUCCAAAUGAGCGGAGGACUUGCUCCUAGUAAAAGCACAGUGUAUGUGGGCAAUCUGCCAUUUUCCCUAACGAAUAAUGACAUCCAUAAAAUAUUCGAAAAAUACGGGCGGGUAGCCAAAGUUACAGUUUUAAAGGAUGAUUCAAGAAGAAGUAAGGGUGUGGCGUUCAUCAUGUUUAUAGAGAAGGAUUCAGCCUACAAGGCUGUUCGUGCCCUGAACAAGACAGAGAUGUUUGGUAGGACUAUAAAAUGCAACAUUGCAAAAGACAAUGGCAGGACUACAGAUUUUAUUCGGAGGAAAAACUAUCCUGACAAAUCCAGAUGCUAUGAGUGUGGUGAAGAGGGUCAUCUAAGUUACAAGUGUCCAAAAAAUCUUCUUGGUGAAAGGGAACCACCUCCUAAAAAAGAAAAGAAGAGAAAGAAGGAAGAUGAGGAGGAAUACAGUGAAGAAGAGGAAGAGAGUGAAACAGAAGACCCAGCCCUGGAGAGUUUGUCUGCAGCCAUCAAAUACCAGCAACACCAGAUGGAGCUGGAAUCUAUGAGAUAUGCAGCCACUUCCUCCUCUUCUGUGCACGAGGAAGAGGAACCCAAGCGUAAAAAAUACAAGAAAGAUGCUUACUUCAGCGAUGAGGAAGAGUUUGAUGACGGUUGACCCAAAGUGACCCAGUCAAGCGUGUUAAUGAGUUGACAUAUUUUAUGUUCGCAUUUGAUGUAGAUUUGAUUGUAGUUGCAAGAAAUGUUCGAGUUCAAGUGUACAAAUCUCCAAACCAAUGUACAGACUUUUUCAUGGUAAAGUUGAUUGUGUACCUUGGAUAAGGAACAUAUGCAAUUACAUACAUUUGUAUUGAAAUAUAGUGCACUGUUCAGGUCUACUUGUUCAAGCCAAUUCAACAGGGCAGAUUUUUCAAAAAUUCCUGUUGUUGCAAAAUUUCAUUGCAAGAUUUCAAUAAAAUCAUACAUGUAGAUGGUGUGCAUUUCAAAUGCUGCCAACUUCCUCUGUAAGUGCAGUUAUACUGGUACACAUACCAUAUGGGCAUUGUUAUUAUGGUAGUUGAGGGUAAACUCGACACAUAUCACCAUAUGUUCCUGCCAUAUUUAAAUAAAAUAAUCCAUGAGAUUUUG
This is a messenger RNA of Ostrea edulis (European flat oyster), 1210 nucleotides long. Its product is annotated as zinc finger CCHC-type and RNA-binding motif-containing protein 1-like. Lineage: Eukaryota; Metazoa; Mollusca; Bivalvia; Ostreida; Ostreidae. The transcript is spliced from 6 exons. Bases 96 to 740 code for a protein of 214 amino acids. Gene Ontology annotation, molecular function: zinc ion binding; RNA binding. Gene Ontology annotation, cellular component: U12-type spliceosomal complex. Gene Ontology annotation, biological process: mRNA splicing, via spliceosome. The record is from RefSeq and is a predicted model, not a curated record.